AUGUUGGAGAACUCCUACACUGAUGAUGUGUUUGAGAACUCCAAUACUGAUAAUGUGUUUGUGAACUCAUACACUGAUGAUUUGUUUGUGAACUCCUACACUGAUUAUGUGUUUGAAAAUUCCUACACUGAUGAUGUGUUUAAGGACUACACUGAUGAUAUGUUUGAGAAUUUCUACACUGAUGAUGUGUUUGAGAACUCCUACACUAAUGAUGUGUUUAGGGACUCCCACACUGAUGAUGUGUUUGAGAUUCCUACACUGAUCAUAUACUCCUACACUGAUGAUGUGUUUGAGAACUCCUACCCUGAUGAUGUGUCUGAAAACUCGUACCCUGAUGAUGUGUUUGUGAACUUCUACACCGGUGAUAACUCCUACACUGAUGAUGCGUUUGAGGAUUUCUACACUGAUGAUGUGAUUGAUAACACCUACACUGAUGAUGUGUUUAGGGACUCCCACACUGAUGAUGUGUUUGAGGAAUCCUACACUGAUGAUAUGUUGGAGAUCUCCUACACUGAUGAUGUGUUUGAGAACUCCUACACUGGAGUUAUGUUUUUGAACUCCUACACUGAUGAUGUUCCUUUACCGGUGACGUGUUUGAGAAUUCCUACAUUGAUUUUCGUUGAGAACUCCUACACUGAUGAUGUGUUUGAAAACUCCUACACUGAUGAUGCGUUUGAUGAAUCCUACACUAAUAAUGUGUUUGAGAACUCUUAUACUGAUGAUGUGUUUGAGAAUUUCUACAUUGAUGAUCGCGGCUAUGAUUAUUCUAACAUGGUAAACUCCUACACUGAUGGUGUGUCUAAGGACUCCUACAAUGAUGAUGUGUCUGAAGAGUACUCCUACACUGAUGAUGUGUUGAAGAACUACACUAUUGAUGUGUUUGUGAACUCUUACAUUUAUGAUGUGUCUGAGGACUCCUACACUGAUGAUGUGUGUGAGAAUUCCUACACUGAUUAUGUGUUUAAGAACUACACUGAUGAUGUGUUUGAAAAUUUCUACACUGAUGAUGAUUUGUUUGAGAGUCCUUCACCGGUGACGUGUUACUCCUAUACUAAUAAUGUGUUCGAGAACUCUUACACUAAUAAUGUGUUUGAGAACUCCUACACUGCUGAUGGGUCUGAGAACUCCUACACUAAUGAUGUGUUUGAGAACUUAUAUACUGAUGAUGUGUUUGUAAACUCCUACACUGGUGAUGUGUUUGUGAACUCCUACACUGAUGAUGUGUUUGAGAAUUCCUACAUUGACGAUCGCGCCUAUGUUAAGGCUGUCCAAAGCUAA
This is a messenger RNA of Magallana angulata, 1278 nucleotides long. RefSeq names its product paternally-expressed gene 3 protein-like. The transcript has 6 exons. The record is from RefSeq and is a predicted model, not a curated record. Bases 1 to 1278 code for a protein of 425 amino acids. NCBI's taxonomy places the organism in Eukaryota, Metazoa, Mollusca, Bivalvia, Ostreida, Ostreidae.